AAUAUUGAUGUUUUUUUGACUUCGUAAUCAAUAUUGAAUCUGUUUUUAAUUACCUUUUUGAUACAGGUAUGGAAUGAUUUUUGUGCCGUUUACAGCCAUUGAUAACCACAAACGUUCAAUAAACAUUGGGGCAGGUUUGUUAAGCAACGAGUCAAUAGAAUCUUAUCGUUGGUUGCUCGAAGCUUUUUUGAAAGCACAUGUAAAACACCCUCAAUUAGUGUUAACAGACCGAGAUCCAGCAAUUCUAUAGGCCGUUGAAGCAAUAUUUCCUAAUUCUAAUCAUCGUUUAUGUAUGUGGCACAUUAUGAAAAAACUACAAGCCAAGGUUUCAGCCGAUUUUUUGAAAAACACUGAUUUUCGCAAGCGUUUUACAAAGCUUGUUUGGAAUGUCUAUAUCGAGCCUGAAGUGUUUGAAUCAAGGUGGAAACUGCUUAUGAGAAAAUUCAAACUACAGGACAAAAGAUGGUUCAAAGACAUGUACAGGGAUCGAAAACUUUGGAUUCCAGCCUAUUUUAAAGACAUGCCACUACACGGUCUGAUGAAAACUACUUCAAGGUCUGAAAGCGUGAACUCAUUCUUUAAUAAAUACUCUAACUCUGGUAAUUUGCUUAUCUAUUUCAUGAUGAACUACGACACCGCAAUUGGAAAGCAACGAAAUGCUCAACAGAAACUAGAACAUGAUACAAAAAAUGCAAAGCAUGAAAUGACGCUUCCAAGUGGCUUACUAGAACAUGCAGCUGCGGUUUACACAAAAAAAAAAUUUCUAUGAGGUCAAAAAGGAAAUAUUUAAAGCAGCCUGGUACUGUUCUAUCGACAGUGUUGAAAAGAUUGAUGGGUGGCAAGUUGUUAUGAUUACACAAACGGAUAAGAGCAAACAGUUGAAGAUAAAAUGCAAGGUUGAACUAAAGUUGCCUGAAAAAGAAGUUAAAUGUUCAUGCAAUCACUUCAUACGUACUGGCAUUUUGUGUCGUCAUAUUUUUGCUGUAUUGAAAAACAACCAUAUUGAAGAGAUUCCAGAGCAGUAUAUUCUAAAAAGAUGGAGAAGGGAUGCAAUUUCCAGCCAUUUGUUUGCCAUGAAACAUGUUGCCAUGGAAAUAGAAGAUGACACCUUUAAACUUUUAACAGAGGCAUACAACAAUAUUGAAUACUGUUUGGAUCAUUUCAAAAGAAGAAAAGAGAAAUUGUUGGAGUUUGUUGAAAAAACACGUACGUUGAAGCAGGCAGCAAUGGAGUUUGCCAGUUCCAACUAA
Lactuca sativa (garden lettuce) is the source of this 1250-nucleotide messenger RNA. RefSeq names its product putative protein FAR1-RELATED SEQUENCE 10. Gene Ontology annotation, molecular function: zinc ion binding. NCBI's taxonomy places the organism in Eukaryota, Viridiplantae, Streptophyta, Magnoliopsida, Asterales, Asteraceae. The record is from RefSeq and is a predicted model, not a curated record.